Messenger RNA from Paramuricea clavata, 8462 nucleotides. The record is from the annotation of a GenBank genome assembly. NCBI's taxonomy places the organism in Eukaryota, Metazoa, Cnidaria, Anthozoa, Malacalcyonacea, Plexauridae.
CGUGGUGCGUGGAUAGGUGGGUGGAUUGGGACUUGCAAUAAUGGUUGGGGAGGGUAUGUUGUACGUAUCAUCCUCAAGGGAAGUGGUUUGGGGUUGGACGGGGCACUCUGGAGCCCACCAAAAAAAGCAGGUGGAACAGUUUGGUGAGAGUUUGGUCGUAAAUAGGUAUAGCGGGGUAGAAUAUUGUGAGAAAAGUCACAGAACGAGCCUUUUUUACACCUUCCUUUCUUUUGUAAGAAGGGGCACGGUACCAGGUGUUUUGGUGGUAGGGGAUUAUUAUAAAAAGGUUUUCCGUUGUGGAAAAAAUCACAAAAAUUGCCUUUGGCGCACCAGCCGCGUUUACGAAGAAACGGGCACGGGAUGGUAUGCUUUGGAGGUUGUUGUAUAGAACUUAAGUCAGGGUGAAUUGUGUUUUUAUGGUGUUUAAUCUGUGGAUUGACGGCUGUGAUAUCGUCUUGUUUAUUGCAUGUAGCAUUGUUCUCUUUAUGUGUUGGUAAACUUUGUUGAUGAAUCUGAGGGGUUUGGGGGUUAAUUGGACUUGCAUUGUUUAUAGUUGUAUUUUUGGAAUAAUUAUUAGGAACGCUAAUGAUGUUAGUAAGGCCAUUAAUGUUAUUGGUUGCAGCAGUUCUGAUGAUGGUCUUGCACAAUCUCGUUCCCCGAGCCUGCGAUCCUCGGGAAGGAAUCGAAGGCUCUGGGAUAAUCCGUUACCGGAAGCCAAGAAUCAUGGCUAAGAUUGAACUACGCAUUCCAUAUCAAUGGCCAAUCAGAUUCCUCCCUGAAACGGAUUAUCCCAGAGCCUUCGGUUCCUUCCCGAGGAUUGCAGGCUCGGGGAACGAGAUUGGGUCUUGCCGGUCGAAUUAUUUGAAUAUUGAUCUUUAGCAUUAUCGCUAAUAGAUUCGCAAACUGAGUUUACUUCGUUAGUUGAGCUACAGGCAUUGUUCUUCAAAUCAUUAAUAGAUGCACUGAGAUUUGUCAUUUCAAGCGAUAACAAUUUUGACUUAAUAAGUGUAUUGUCUUCGUACAGUUUAUUUAUUACUUCGUCCUGUUUACGAAUUAUAGCCUCUAAAUCUUUUUGUUUACAGCGGAGGGAAUUUAUUUCUAUGGUCAUUUCAUCGGGAGAGAUUAUAGAACCCAAAUGCGUCUCGAGAAUUACCAUGUCUAACUUUAGACCCUCCAAAUCUGUUACAACAGAUUUACAAGAGCGGUUACAAGCGCUUGAACGUACCUCAGGCGUCAUGGCGUCUUUAGUUGUUUCUUUACUUCCUAAACCCAAUGUUGACUCUUUAAUUCCCAAACCCAGCGUUGCCCGACAUUCCAACUUCAAUUUUAAAGGGUGAUCGCAGUUGUCUGUAAGGGUUAUAAGUUUCUUGGAGCGAGGACCAUACCAUUUAAUGAUUAGAUCAGAAUCAUCAUCCUUAAAAAGUUUGACGUCGCCGCCUGGUGAAGUCCAUGUCCCUUUAGCGUUUAGCGUUUUCACGACAAAGGUCUUUAACUUGCUCAAAGAGCCAGUCCAUCGGUAAAUUUCGCCAUCGUACUUUAAUUCGUUCACUAUAUUCAUGUUUGUCUUUGUAGUAAUAAAGGAUAUAUCUCGCCAAGUUUACACACUUUAAAAUAUUUAUAGCGAUAGUCAGAGCUUUCUGUGGCGCGAUAGUCAGAGCUUUCUGUGGCGUGAUAGUCAGAGCUUUCUGUGGCGCGAUAGUCAGAGCUUUCUGUGGCGCGAUAGUCAGAGCUUUCUGUGGCGCGAUAGUCAGAGCUUUCUGUGGCGUGAUAGUCAGAGCGUUCUGUGGCGUGAUAGUCCGAUACACCAACCAAGAAAAUAAAAUCACUGUAUGAACUACAGGGUGUCCCAAAUAAAACGAAAACUAUUGAAAUCACCAAUAACAAUUUAAUUGUUAGAAUUUGAAUGCCUUAGCGCUCUGUUGGUUCCCACGAGUGCAUAAAUGAUUGACAUAAGUAAAUUUUAUGGAUAAAGAAACUGUUUAAGAAGUUGUUUUUAAUUCCCAGGAGCAGAAAAUCGCGCACUUUAUCAGGAGAUAUUCCUAACUAAAUUCUAAUACAUGCACCUUGUCAAUAUUUUACGCAUCAUUACGUCCAGCUGUUUGGUAGGGCAUUCAAAUUUAACAAUAAGUGAUUUCAAUAGUUUUCGUUUUUUUUGGGAUACCCUGUAUAUCAAUUGUCACAAUUCAUUAAGGAAGCUACUCGGGUAACCAUGACAACCUCCAACCUCAUUGAUCAUAUAGUUACUAAUACACCAAAGAAAAUCUCAGAUUCUGGUGUCAUUCAUACAGGAAUCAGUGAUCAUAGUUUGGUAUUUACCAUCAGAAAAAUCCAUAUUUCUGAGAAACAAGAUGAAAACAUAGUGGAAAUUAGAAAUAUGAAAAACUUUGAUGACAAAAAAUUUGUUGAAGAUUUACUUAAUCAGCAUUGGGAAUAUGUAUACUUCUUCGCUGAUAAUCCAAACACUAUGUGGGAGAUUUGGAAGAAAUUGUUCGAGGAAGUACUAAAUAAGCAUGCACCCAUUCAACAAAAAAAGAUCAGAUAAAAAAAAGUGCCUUGGAUUACUAGUGAAAUCAAAAAGCUUAUAAAUACGAGGGAUAGAUCUAAGAGAAAAGCCAUUAUUAAAAACCUUGAAGCAGAUUGGUUGGUGUAUAAACAAACCAGAAAUAAAGUAAAUAUAGAAAUGAAAAAAGCCAAAAAGGAUUAUUACUCCAAGAGAAUUGCUGGUCAAAAACAAAAUCCAAAGGAGGCUUGGAAAACAAUGAACAACUUACUAGGCAGACAAAACAAACCAACAAAAGUAAAUGAGUUGAGUAUAAGUGGAAAUAAUUUAACAAAUUCAGAAGACAUUGCAGAGGGCUUUAACGAAUUCUUUUCAAAUAUUGGGCCUGACUUAGCUAGCAAAAUUGAUACUUCGAAUCACAAUUUUCAAGAGUAUAUUAAGAAACCUAAAUCAGAAUUCACUGUAUUUGAGUCAAUUACCACCAACAAAGUUUAUUAUCUGCUACGUGGCCUCUCUAGUGCAAAAGCCACUGGCAUUGACAAAAUUUCAAGUAAAAUUUUAAAACUAGCAGCACCUGCUAUCUCCAGUUCAUUAACUUAUAUUUUUAAUCAGGCUAUUACACUAUGCACUUUUCCCGAUGAAUGGAAAAUGGCAAGAGUAUCACCUCUUUAUAAAAAUGGCCAAAAAAAUUUGCCUGGUAACUACCGACCAAUUUCUGUUUUGCCAGCUGUUAGCAAAGUUAUGGAACGAAUUUUAUAUGACCAACUAUAUGAUUAUUUGACGAAAUUUGAGCUACUUAAUGAUUGUCAAUUUGGCUUUCGCAAAUCUCAUUCAACUGCUACAGCGUUACUAGACUGUACUAAUAGUUGGUAUAUGAAUAUUGACAAAAAAUUAUUUAACUUGGUUGUACUAAUUGACUUAAAAAAGGCAUUUGAUACUGGACGUCGACCACCAGAUUUUACUAAAAAAACUCGAAAUUUAUGGCGUAAAAGGAGAUGCUUUGGCUCUAUACUAAAAUCGUACUUGAUAACUCGCACUCAGAAAUGCCAAGUUAAUGGAACUAUUUCAUCGGAGCGGUUGAUUAAGUGUGGCGUGCCACAAGGCUCUAUUCUAGGGCCAUUAUUCUUUUUAUUAUAUAUUAAUGACUUGCCUCAGUGUCUAAGCAAAACAAAACCUCGACUGUUUGCUGAUGAUACAAACCUAACAGCUGCGGGAGAAUCUAUAAAUGAUGUUGAAGCUGCAAUGAAUUCUGAUUUAGAAAACUUUAGGAAAUGGUUAAUUGCCAAUAAAUUAAGUUUAAAUGUGGCCAAAACAGAAUUUAUAUUAAUUGGAUCUAAACCAAUGAUAACAAGUAUUUCAAAUAAACAACCAAACAUUAUCAUAGAAAACAAACCAAUUAAACAAGUAUAUGAUUGCAAAACUCUUGGAGUGACUGUUGACCAGCAUUUGUCUUGCAAGAAUAAUACUGAAACAAUUUGCAAGAAAAUAACAUCCGGGAUAUCAGCUCUUCGUCAAAUAAAAGAAUUUGUUGAGAAAGAUACACUUGUCUCUGUGUAUAAUUCUAUUGUUCGCUUAUACUUUACAUAUUGCUGUGAAGUAUGGGAUGUGUUUGGUGAAACACAAUCAAAUGCCUCGGGCAAAAGCUCCAAAACAGAGCUGCUCGAAUCAUAAUGAAUAUGAGCAAUGAUGUAGAUCAUCUGGUUGCUUUAGAUGGAAAGAAUAAAGGCUAAGUCCAAACUGAUGUUUAAAUUGUUGAAUAAAAUGGGUCCUAAAUCACUUACUGAUUUAUUUACUUUCAAAAGUGAAAUGACAAAUUAUAAACUUCGAGAUGUGGAAAGUACUCUUUGCUUACCACAGCCGCGUACAAAUAGCUUGAAAAAAGUUUCAUGUUUGACGGGGCACACAUUUGGAAUUCUUUACCAACCGAAAUUAGAGAGAGCAACUCCAUCAUGUCCUUUGAAACUAAAAUCGCUACUCACAUUUUUGAAUACUCACAUUUUUGAAUAGCAUUAUUAUUCUUAUACUUAUAUAAUUAUGUAUAUAUAUAUAUAUAUAUUUCUUACUGUAUGUAAUAUCUUACUAUAUACUAUAUCUUUGUAAUUUUAUUAUUGUACACGCCCCUUGUGGAAAUCAGCCUAGGUUGACAAUGGUUAGCGUGUUUAAAUAAAAGUUUCUAUCUAUCUAUCUACUCAUGUGAAAAGAGUGAGUCAACGCUCUGCCGAAAGUCGUGGAUUUUGUCCGGUUUCCUCCCGCAGGGAAAGUUGACAGGGUAGGUUGGGAUUAUCUCCCUAACUGACCUUCCACCGUAGCUGUGCUCCGUGAUCAGACAUGAGUUAUAAGGUGGAUGCAAUAGGCGUCCUUAGAAAACCUUCAACUCGAUCAGGUUGAGCUGCGUCCCUCGUAAUUCAGCUUAGCUCUCAGCUGCAAGUAAGGAUGAUUAGCACUCCCCACUUGCUUACUUUCUUGUUUGCUUGUGUAAUUUUCCCUACCCCUGUUUACUAUCUUCCCUACGAAGGACCUUCUCUCGAAACGUCCAGGUAGUUGCAUCACUAUCAAUCCAAAGCUUUCUUAAGGUAGCUCACAUUGAAGAAUGUGUACUAACUCUCUAUGAGCUCACCAUAUUCAAUUCUAAUUGCUGUGUUCAUUUCUUGACGUCUGAAGAUAUUUUAAAUUUUAUUGUCAACCCACCAAGUGAUACAGUCGAGCUUGUGAUGGAAGUGACAGACAAAACGAGAGCUGAUGUGAAGGUUUGUCAAACAUUCUCUUAUAAACCACUCAUCUCCUGAUGUGAAGGUUUGUCAAACAUUCUCUUGUUAACCACUCAUCUCGUACAGUUGUUGAAACACUUGAUCGACUUUCUUUGCUAGGGUGGAACCUUGAUUGAAUAUGAAAACAAAGUUCGAUUACUGGAAAUUGCUCAAGUUCCAAAACAUCAUGUAUGCUUUUAUUUUCUCACAUUAUGCUUUAAAUCAUGUUUAAUAGUUGCUCUGUAGCUUAGGUUUAGUGCUAAUUUUCAUUAUUUAUGUUUGCUUUAAUUGGCGUUCAAUUUAAUUAGUGUUCGCUGUAAUUAGCGUGUGGUUUAAUUAGAGUUCGAUUUAAUUAGCGUUUGCUUUAAUUAGAGUUCGAUUUAAUUUGUGUUUGCUUUAAUUAGAGUUCGAUUUAAUUAGCGUUUGCUUUAAUUAGCGUUUGAUUUAAUUAGCGUUUGCUUUAAUUAGCGUUUGAUUUAAUUAGCGUUUGCUUUAAUUAGAGUUCGAUUUAGUUAGAGUUCGAUUUAAUUAGCGUUCGCUUUAUUAGCAUUAAUAUUUAUUUUCUAUCCAGGUAGAUGAAUUUAAAUCCGUUUCCAAAUUCAGGUAAGAAACUGCGCUCAGAAAGUUUCGAAAUUCUGGUAAGAAACUGCGCUCAGAAAGUUUAGAAAUUCAGGUAAGAAACUGCGCUCAGAAACUUUAGAAAUUCAGGUAACCACAGAUCAAUCAAGAUCUUGCAAAAACUACAUUGACUUGGUUUGUUUUAGGAUAUUCAACACGAACAACCUGUGGGUAAGGUUGGCUGCAAUCCAACGUUUACUCGAUGCAAAGAAAAUGCACAUGGAAGUGAUUGUCAACAACAAGGUAAAUAUAAUGAUAUUGAAUACAAAGACUGUUACAACCAUGUUCUGCCCCUGAAAAUUUUGAAAAUUGGUGUCGCGGACUGCCAAAAACGCAUCGCCAUACAACAUGUGUUACAUCUUUUUUCUGUGUUGGUGUAAUGCACUCAGGUGAAUAUGAUGCUUGUGAUAUUACUCUGAGUGUACAUGACCGCGUAGCUCAGUUGGCAGAGCAUUGGGCUAGUAUUCCAAAGGUCGUAGGUUCCAUUCCCACCGUGGACAGGCAUAUUUUUCAAGCUUGCCCAGGGUGGAUAUACACUCAUUUUAUACAUUUAUAAACUAUUGCACUAUUAAGAUGGAUGCACUUACAAUUGCAUUACUGAGGUAACAUUCUUUCUAUUGGUUAGAAUUUUUCCUCUGAACUUCUUAUAUCUAAUUCAUUACAAUUAUCUUUUUUUCUUUCUUGGGGAAAUAUUUCCUGGGACCAAUGGACCACCCUGCGCAUGAUGUUGAUUUUCUUGGUGUUUUGCUCAUGUGUUCAUCAUUUUCAAUUCAGAAUCUUGAGAAUGGUUACAAUGUUAUACAGUUGGAGACAGCGGUUGGCGCUGCAAUCAAGAAUUUUGAUGGAGCACUAGGUAGGGUACAAGUGAAGUACACAUCAAUCUUUGGCUUCUUUUUGCAAUUGCCUUCAUCGAAUCUAAAAGAGAAAAGAAAAAUAGUUCUCAAUGUUUCAAGCUAAGGCCAUUUUACUAUUAAAGGCCGAUUUACACUAGACAACUUUUUCCUAAAACUGUCGCAUGCAACCUGCUUACAACUUGAGUUGUACUGUGUAAAUCAAACACACCACUCGUUUACGUUGUCGUAGGUAAGUUGUGUGCUUGCUAAACUUUACAGAAUACAACUCGAGUUGUAAGCAGGUCACAUGCGACAGUUUUAGGCAGAAGUUGUGUACUGUAAAUUGGCCUUAAUGAUAAUUCGUGUUUCUUGCAGGAAUCAAUGUUCCCCGAAGCAGAUUUCUUCCAGUGAAGAAAAUUUCAGAUCUUCUGUUAGUGAAGUCUAACCUGUACAUAACAAAUGAAGCUGGUGCUCUCAUGAUGAGUCCCAAACGACAGUUUGCAACGACACCUUUAAUACAGCUCGUGGCCCCUACUUUCGGAAGGUAAACAGAAAUUAUUUUGUGGAAACACUAUGUUUAUUGAUUUGUGAUCUAACAAGGUAAUGUGACGAAGAUCCUGGCUAAUGGGUCGAAAACUUGGUGAAGUAAACAAAUUAUUCAAACGAAAUCAAAUCAACAAACCUGAAGGUAGUACAAGCGAGGACCUCGUUCGUGCACAUACAUGCCUCUUAUUUAUCAUCAACAUGCACUUCAUUAUACACCAUCCACUUUCACGUCUUGGAAACAUGACACGUACUUACGACCAAAUUAUUUUAUUUAGGUGCACAGUUUCAUCGAGAGAUUUCAAACCAUUCCUGACAUCCUGGAGUUAGAUCAUCUCACAGUGUCUGGUGACGUCACAUUUGGGAAAGGUGUUACAUUAAAGGUCAGUGAAGUGGUAUAAAUGAACAACAUACAAAACUCGAUAACACAACAUUUACAUGCUUGAUGGCAACCGUAAUUUUGACAUUAAUAUAUAGUGACUUUCCAACAAAUUCAGAAAUAUAUUUUGUUCUUCAAGUGUUACAUAUGGCUUGGAAAAAAUUAUUUCGGAUUACCCGCCUUUAGGAAACAUGGCUAGGAAACAAUGUUUCCUGGUUUGCCCGCCUUGAAGAAGCAUAGCUAGGAAGGAAUGUUUCCUGGUUUGCCCGCCUUGAAGAAGCAUAGCUAGGAAGGAAUGUUUCCUAGUUUGCCCCGCCUUGAAGAAGCAUAGCUAGGAAGAAAUAUUUCUUGGUUUGCCCACCUAAAAACAUAGCUAGGAAACAAUGUUCCCCGGUUUUCCCGCCUUCUGAACUUUCUGAAACAUUAAGGAGCUUAAGAUACACCAAAUCUACGACGCGGACGUGACGAAAAACUGCCGCUAUUAUCACAGUUUCACUUCACGGGUAAAACGAUGGAUUGUUGUUGGUAAACAAAGCCAGGGACACGAGAAAAACAAAGUAAAACUAGUCUCCCAUUAGUUAGCGACUGUUUUUAGUUGCAGAUUUGGUGGAUCUUGAGCUUCCUAUUGUCCACGUAGAAAGUUUAUUGUCCACCGGGUUAUAUUUCUAUGAUGAAAAUGUAGAUUCUCUGUAAUAAAUAUUUCGUGCAAAUCACUAAACAUGUGAAUACUCUAGGGUACGGUGAUCAUCAUUGCGAAUCAUGGUGAGAGGAUAGACGGGAUGGCUGGAGCACUUCUAGAAAAUAAAAUAGUUUCUGGAAAUCUGAGAAUUUUGGAUCAUUAA